CCCUCCGGGCUCACAAUCCGACGAUGGCUCGGAGCCGCAUCUGACAUUCAGGAGCCGCAAGUUUUUCCCAAAGUGCGACAUCGGUUACGGCGGCUUUGCUGUCGUGUGGGCUGGUGUGAUGGACGAAGGGGAAGAGAUCGCGAUCAAGGUCAUACACAAACCACUGGUGGUGAUGAACGCAGGGAAGAACCUCGACACUGCGAUCAAGCAGUUGGAGAACGAGUGGACGGCUUUGCAGAUGGUUACGGAGGCGGCGUCGCCGUUCUUUGCGGGCCUGCUCUAUUCGUUCGAAGAUGGGGAGAACAUAUACUUUGUGCAGAGAUUGUAUCCAGCAUCACUGGCGAGACGAUUAGUUGAUGACCACCGAGUACCGGUUCAACAAUUUCAGAUACAGCUCUGGGCGGCGGAGACUCUAUUGGCCAUCGAGGAGCUGCACGAGCUAGGUAUUGUCCAUCGCGACAUUAAACUGGAUAACGUCCUAUUAUCCCCUAACGGACACGCUGCGCUUGCGGACUUCGGGCUGGCGUAUGUCAGCUCGUCAACAACUUCACUCAAAGACGUUGUGAUGACGGACGGCUGCGGGACCUUUCAUUACAUGGCUCCUGAGAUGAUCCAUCCGUUGAGAGACGGAGGGCAUAUCGAGUAUAGCUACAAGGUGGACAUGUAUGCGUUCGGCAUACUUUUACUCGAGCUGUCGUUGAGAAUCCCUGAGGGGUCGCGCUGGAUAGAAUGUGUUCCGCCGUCCAUAGACGGCAGCAGCGUCAGUCUCAAUGCUGCCGUUGAGCUGGUUGACCACCAUGAGGCGCGCCACCUGAUCGCUCAGCUUAUCCACCGCGACCCGAGUAAGCGGCCGAGUUGGGAUAAGGUCAAGUGCCACCCGUUCUUUGAAGGUAUAAACUGGGGCGAUGUCGAAAAGAGGUCGAUACCUAACCUAUGCAUGCCUCACCUCGCGCCACGCGGGUCGCCUCGACGCGCUCUGGAGAAAUUCGUGACGGACCAUGCGGGUGUUGGCGUCCCAGAGCUUUAUGCACAGGCUAAAGCGGUGAUGCCGGUCACCCAUAACUGGGACUAUGAGAGUCCUCCAUAUUUGCGCGUCGACAGGCUGCACGGGACAAGCUGUUUGAGGCUCGGGAACGGGACGUGUCCGUAUAUGCGAAGGCAGUAUGCACACCAUGCUGCGCAUUGAUGAUUUGGAUUGAUGAUUUGGUGUUGAUGAGAUAACACGACGGACGUUUACGAUACGCAACGAUUAGGCGACGAGUUAAUGAGUUUGAGAUAGCGUGAUGACACGAACAUUGCUUAUAUUUAUGAUUCGAACGUAUACUUUCACGAUUAGCAUGCUUUUAAACCAAUUUUAUACCCAC
This is a messenger RNA of Coniophora puteana RWD-64-598 SS2, 1364 nucleotides long. RefSeq names its product kinase-like protein. The coding region runs from base 119 to 1186 and encodes 355 amino acids. Gene Ontology annotation, biological process: intracellular signal transduction; peptidyl-serine phosphorylation. The record is from RefSeq and is a predicted model, not a curated record. Lineage: Eukaryota; Fungi; Basidiomycota; Agaricomycetes; Boletales; Coniophoraceae. The transcript has 6 exons. Gene Ontology annotation, molecular function: protein serine/threonine kinase activity; ATP binding.